AGUCUUCUCCUUACAAAUCUCAGAACUCUCUUGCAGUAUCUCGGCUUCAACUCUCUCUCUCUCUCUCUAAUGGAGUUUCUACACAGAAGCUUUGUUUUGACUCUCUUCCUACUUUCUCUCUCUACCCUCACAGCUCGCUCUUACACCUUCUUCUCUCCCGUCGAUAACUGCCUCAUCGACUGCGGCUCCACCCUGGACUCCACCGCAGACAAUCGCCUAUUCAUUUCCGACUCGUCCCGCUUCAAAUCUCACUGGCUCAGCUCAACUCGCUCUGUCUCACUCAAAAGCAACAACCCUUUUGAUGUCUCUCCUCGUAUCUACCAAACAGCUCGAGUCUUCACGAAGCCUUCGGGGUACGAGUUUGAAAUCAGGGACAAGGGGACCCACAUGGUACGUCUUCAUUUCCACAACCUUAGUUCUUCAAAAUUUGAUUUUAAUGAUGCUCAAUUUCAUGUUCUCGUUAAUGGGUUUGUGGUUUUGAGUGAUUUCAUUGGUGGGAAUUUAGACGGCCCAAAAGUUAUGGAGUACCUGAUCUGGGUUGAGACUGGUAGGCUUGUAAUCACUUUUGUCCCCACUUGUAAGUCUAAGUUUGCGUUUGUGAAUGCUAUUGAAGUGAUUUCUGCACCAAAAGAUCUGAUUGUUGACACGGCUCAGUACGUGAGCUCUGAGAAAAUUGAGCAAUUUGAUGGGUUGGUUGAACAAGCUCUUGAAGUUGUCUAUAGGGUCAAUGUGGGAGGGCCUAAAGUUACACCUUUUAAUGAUACUUUGUGGAGGACUUGGGUUCCUGAUAAUGAUUUUUUGAAGUCGAGUUUCGGGUCGAAAAGGGUGUAUUUUAGUGGUCGGAUUAGGUACCAAGUGGGAGGGGCAAGCCGUGAGGUUGGUCCGGAUAAUGUGUAUAAUACAGCACGAGUGAUUAAGAGUACAAAUGCUUCAAUUCCUGAUGUUAACAUUACAUGGGUGUUUCCUGUGAAGGGGGGAUUUAAGUAUCUUGUUCGUUUGCAUUUUUGUGACAUUGCUAGUAUUUCAAUUGCUUUGCUGUAUUUCAAUGUGUAUGUUAAUGGGAAUUUGGCAUAUAAAGAUUUGGAUUUGUCGGGUGUUACCAAUUAUGAAUUGGCUGCUCCGUUCUAUGCGGACUACGUGGUCGAUGGAGAUAGUUCUGGGGUUUUAACUGUUAGUGUUGGGCCUUCAAAUAUGAGCUAUGCGUAUGGGAUCGAUGGUAUUCUAAAUGCUGUUGAGAUUAUGAAGUUGAAUAAUUCGAUGGGGAGUCUUGUUGGCGACUUGCCUGCGGAGUUCAUUUUGAAGAGUUGGCCAAGAGGAAAUAUCCAUGUUUUGGUUCCUUUGAUUGUUGCUGUUUGUUUGCUGGCAAUUCUAUCUUUGGUCAUGCGUAGGAGGAUGACUGGAUUAAAGGACUCUGUCAUGUGGUCAAAAUUGCCUACGGAUGUUUCCAAUGUUAAUGUCAAGUCGGGCUCCCCACAGCCAUAAUGUAAUUUGGUAUGGAUCUAAAACUAUAAGGAUUUACGUGACAUAUAACACGAGCAUGCUAUAGAAAAUUAUUGUAGUGCUUAUCUUUUCUGGGGUUAGGAAUUGUUGGAAGAAUAGUAGAGUUCCCUGUUGUAUUCUCUGUAACAUAAGAUAAAUAUAAGUUUGAAUAUAAAGUCUUGAAAGAGCUUCAUGUAAUUUGCAGAGUACCGUAUUACUCUGUGUAAGUUGUAUUAGUAGUAUAUAGUUAAAGCAUACAUUUAUUGGCUUUUUUUCU
Molecule: messenger RNA, 1756 nt
Organism: Quercus lobata
Lineage: Eukaryota; Viridiplantae; Streptophyta; Magnoliopsida; Fagales; Fagaceae
Product: receptor-like kinase
Exons: 1
Coding region: 70-1482 (470 amino acids)
Biological process (GO): protein phosphorylation
Molecular function (GO): transmembrane receptor protein tyrosine kinase activity
Source: RefSeq, a predicted model, not a curated record